AUGAGCAAAUCCACCGAUCACCACGCUGUUGUCGAAGAAGAGUUCUUGAAACUCGAACAUGUCCUGAAUCAGACGGCUGGCGAUACGUCGGCAUGUCUGAAAUUGCUGAAGAAGCACCUUUCCGAGUACGAUAGCCGUAAUAGCAAUCACCUUUCCAAUACGGCCACGUCGUAUAUGAAGAAGGACAUGCGCACGGCAAAGGACGCUGCGUCGAGUCUGAAGCAUGUGGCUGAUGAGAUGAGCAAGAACCGGACCAAGACGGAGGUAGCAUCUGCUCGCAACAUGAUGAAUGCCACAGCCAAGGCAAUGGAAACGCUGAAGAUAACGGCUCGUAACUACGACAAGGAUAACAAGCAGUCGAAGGGGAUUAAGGGCACGAUCGAUGCUGCCAUGGGUGGCCAUCACAACAAGGACAAGGAUGAGAAGCAUAAGGAGGGAAGUUUAUUGGACAGUAAAGACAAGAAUGGAGGGGGUAUUUUGGGGAGCACGGAUACCGUUGAGGGGUUAGUGGAGAAGACUCUUCACGAUAACUUUAGUCUCACUGCAUUGGACCACCAAAUCAACGCAACGGAGAAAGCGCUGACACCUUCUAUGAUGGAGCGUGCAAAGGAAAAGAUACACGAUGUCAAGGACAAGAUGACGGGCGACUCGAAACACAUGUGA
Molecule: messenger RNA, 663 nt
Organism: Peronospora farinosa
Lineage: Eukaryota; Oomycota; Peronosporomycetes; Peronosporales; Peronosporaceae
Source: the annotation of a GenBank genome assembly